UAAGUGUAACUAUAUGACGUCAUAAUGGAGACCCAAACACUGAAAACUGCAGGUCGUCCUCAGAAGAGGACGCCCAAACAAAGCCCUACUCUGCUCACUCGCAUUCCUGUCUUCCACCCAAGCGGACAGCCAUUGCUCCCGCACCGCCGCACGUAAAGGGUGCUUUGAAUGCCCUAAGUUUAAAAUUCGACAGCGUUUGAGCUGAAAUCGAAGCAAGGUGGAUGAUAAAGUGAAAAAUUAUGAACAAGCUGAUUGAAUUCGGAAAGAAAGCUCUGUUCUAUGCGAGGGUUCUUUCGGGCUACGAAGAACGGAGAAUCAGAUCGUUUCGAUUGGAGGUUGAAAAGCGCCUAAAAGAGGCAAAUGCCCGGAAGUUAGCCUUAAGAAAGAUCCCUGAACAAACUAUAUUAUCGGAGGUUCGUCGUAUGGUUGAGGAGAUGCAAACUUUAAAUAGGAAGCUGGAAGAAACUGAGGCUCAAAUUGAAGAGUACUUCAAGCCGAUUGACAAAGAGGCUGAGAUGAUCAUGAAAACACAACUUGAAGGAGAGGAGAGGACCAUGAAGGAGAUGAUGAAAGCCAUGCAUCAGCAGGCUUUGCUUGAGAAAGCUGAAGCGGAGAAAGACGCACAAAAGAAAUUGGAAACAAACCAGAAGAACCAAGAAUCAAUACCCAAGACACAGCAUCUGCCACCGCCCCCAUGAAGCUUAGGUGAGAUGAUUUUGUAAUAAGAAUAUAAUGUAGCUUUAGGAUGAUUCCUGCAAGUGCGUUUUCAGUUUUGGCUUUUUCACAAACCCUUUUUUUAUAUGAAUAUAGAAGUACUUGUUUUACGACAUCUUUGAUUUUAAGUUGGGAUUUGACCUGGCUACGGAGUAUUUAUAUCAUGUCACACUUAUACA
Messenger RNA from Pyrus x bretschneideri (Chinese white pear), 893 nucleotides. RefSeq lists its product as uncharacterized. The coding region runs from base 240 to 698 and encodes 152 amino acids. NCBI's taxonomy places the organism in Eukaryota, Viridiplantae, Streptophyta, Magnoliopsida, Rosales, Rosaceae. The record is from RefSeq and is a predicted model, not a curated record. The transcript has 4 exons.